UCCAGACAGCCAGAGAUCCUCCGUUCUGCUCCUCCUCCUCCCCCCCUCCGUCUCCUCACCACCGCUCCCCUCUCUGCUCCUCCAUCGCCGUCCCUCCCACAUCGGGACUCCCAGCACGCAGCAGUCUUGCCUCGCCCUCUCCCAGAACCCUCACCACCACCACCACCACUAAAACCAUCAUGGCUGUCCUCCCAUCUCUCCAACGGGCGCUGAUCAGUGUGUGUUUCCUGGCAUGCCUGGUGACGCCCAUGCCCGUACCCACCGACGCGCCCACGUGCACGCCUGACGAGAGCGCGCACUACAGCCUCACGUUCACCGGCAAGUGGACACAAGACGCCUUCCCCAAGCAGUACCCCAUCUACCGCCCCCCUGCCCAGUGGUCCAACCUGAUUGGGGUGAGUCACAGCGUUGACUACCACAUGUGGCGGCGAGGUGACUUCACCAGUAACGGCGUGCGGGAGUUCACGGAGAAGGGGGAGGCGUGGACCCUGAUGAAGGAGGUGGAGGCGGCCGGCCAGCGCGCCCAGAGCGUCCUCGGGGUGUUCUCCACGCCCGCCGUGACGGCCGGGAGUGGACAGGCCAGUGCUGAGUUUGAGGUCUUCGCCAGCAACCCCUAUCUGUCCUUCAUGGUACGCAUCGUCCCCAGCCCUGAUUGGUUCGUGGGCGUGGACAGCCUGGACCUCUGCGAGGGCGGCCAAUGGAAGGAGAACGUUUCAUUGGAGCUCUUCCCCUACGACGCAGGAACCGACAGCGGCUUCACCUUCUCCUCACCCAACUAUGAGACCAUCCCCCAGGACAAGGUCAUGCAGAUCACCUCCUCCUCCCCCAGCCACCCUGCCAACUCCUUCUUCUACCCACGCCUCAAGCACCUCCCAGCCAUCGCCAAAGUGACGCUGACCAAGACAAGGAAGACCAAUCAGAUCAUCAGCCUUCCAGCGGAACCCACCCAGUCAAACCAACUGCCAACCGACAACGAGAUUGAAGAGAAGCACAUCAAAACUCCCCUGGAUUGCGAGGUUUCCCCAUGGUCUCCGUGGGGCUUGUGCAAAGGGAAGUGCGGAGACUCGGGCGUGAGGCACCGCACACGCUACGUGCUCAUGCACUCGGCCAACCACGGAACGGCCUGCCCUCUGCUGGAGGAGGAGAAGAAGUGCACCCCCGAUAACUGCUUAUGACUAGGCCAGGGACAGAGGGAGGAAAAGGAGAGAAAGGAGAGGACGAAGCGGAAGGAGAGAAGACAGGGAAAGGGGAGGAAAGGAAAGGGGAGAGUGAGAAACAACAGGAAGCGCUCUGCGUUGACUUCCCAUCUGAAAGUAGUGUAGAGUUAAAAUCAUUGUUGUGCAUCAGAAAGGAUGUUUGAGGGAAUACCAACCCUAAAGACUACACCUUCAAACCCCUAAAACUAAAUUAGUGUACCAGGAACUAUUUAAAAGGAUGCAGAAUGUGGUUUGCUAGCACCUUAUUUUGGUUCCCCCGAAUCUCAAACAAUGACAAGUUUAUAAAAAUGCAAAACUAUAGUCUUAACACAGGAGGAUAAGGUGCUCAUAUGGUGCUUCACAAUUUGAAAUAUGUUUUUAGAGUGUUUCAAAUGUUUUUAAAUUGACUGUGGUUGUUUUCCUCAGGACAAAGAACACAUUUAUUUACAGGAUUUUAACCUGUACUGUACAGUUUUAAAGAUUACAGCAAUAUUUCAUAUUUGUCUUUGUUGUUGUUGCUUAUUGAUGUAUCACAAGUGACUUUUUGUAAAAUAGUCAAUUAUAAUUCUGUUUAUAACUGUGUAUAUGUGUGUAUGUGUCUAUUGUCAAUAAAAUGUAAAUACAUCUAACAA
Gadus chalcogrammus (walleye pollock) is the source of this 1828-nucleotide messenger RNA. RefSeq names its product spondin 2b, extracellular matrix protein (gene spon2b). The coding region runs from base 180 to 1175 and encodes 331 amino acids. The record is from RefSeq and is a predicted model, not a curated record. Gene Ontology annotation, biological process: cell adhesion. NCBI's taxonomy places the organism in Eukaryota, Metazoa, Chordata, Actinopteri, Gadiformes, Gadidae. The transcript is spliced from 6 exons. Gene Ontology annotation, cellular component: extracellular matrix.